AUUUUUUUUUUCAACAAGGGAUGCAUUUACUUAGGUAAUUUUGACAAGAGAAGACUAACUGUCCGCAGAAUCUAAUUGAUUUAAAACAAAAGAGAAUUUUGUUGAAAAAUUCUUUUUUGGGGUAAAAAGAAUCGCGUGGAUUCGAGUGAGAUAAGUUAGUUGAGUCGUUUGUUAUUCUUUGCUGGUGAGUUUUCAAGGCGAGGAUUCCGUUAAAUGGCUGGUGUAAGUGAAUGUUUUUCCAUCGGAAGCACAGUUUCGUGCACCACUUGUUUUAAGCAGAGCGUCGAGGGUGAAGUUUUGGCAUUCGAUCAAAUGACCAAAAUGCUAAUUUUGAAAUGCACAAAAAGCGGCAAACAAUUAAAUGAUGUGUUCAUAGUAAACUUGGGUCUGUGCAGCGAUGUACAAGUAAAAAAUGAGACUAAUUCUGCACCACAGGCACCACCAUCGCUGAAUUUGCAAAGAUUGAACACACGCGUUCGGAAUUCGGUUGAGGACAAGAAACGAUGGGUUGCUGCAAUGUCGGCUGGUGUCAGUCCUGAGGGUCAAAAACUCUUUUUGGCCAUCUCGAAAACGAUCAAUGAAGUCGCGUGGAUGGGACCGAAUAUUGUAGUAUUCAACGAUGUCACAAUUCGACCACCAUACAGAUUAGAGAAUGUAUCCGGUCACCAAGGGUCAAAGCAGUUGAGCUAUGUCCGAAAAAUCGUCGAACGUUCAACACGAGUGGACCGACCGGUAAAUUCACAUCAUUCGAUGGCAUUGAUGCAAUCGCAACCACCGUUGCCACAGCGGAGAAAUUCGAACGGCAAUGGGCCAGCCACCAAUUCAUCGCUCACACCAUCCACGAAGAUUACAGAGAGAAACACGAACUCAAAUAUAAAAGCAAAUUAAUUUAUUCAACGAAUAAAACGAUUAAGAAAAAACAAAAACAAAAAAACACACACAAAUACACAUUACACGCAUUAUACGCAUACAUACAACAUGGAUAACGAAACCAUUUCGAUGAUCUAUCGGUUUUUUAUGUGAUAGUUGAACACUUUUGUUGGCAAAUUGUUACUCGAUAGAAAGAGCCCCGGCUAUUUAAAUUAUCAUACCUUUUCUGAGUUUAAUUUAGUUCUUCUUUUUUUUCUUUGUUUGAACCACGAUUCCUGUUCAAAAUUACAACAAACCAAAAACAAAACAAAAAUCAUUUUCAAACGAAAUCGAAUAAAAAAAAAUCGUAGCAUUCUUUUGUGUUCGAAUUUAAAAAAAAGAGACUGCAUUGUUAUUGAUUGUCAUCCCUUACAGUGCGAAAGAUAAUAGAAUAAAUGCUCAAUGACUGAGAUAUAAUGA
This is a messenger RNA of Sitodiplosis mosellana (orange wheat blossom midge), 1329 nucleotides long. RefSeq names its product protein LSM12 homolog A-like. The transcript has 4 exons. The coding region runs from base 214 to 888 and encodes 224 amino acids. Lineage: Eukaryota; Metazoa; Arthropoda; Insecta; Diptera; Cecidomyiidae. The record is from RefSeq and is a predicted model, not a curated record.